AUGACGGCAUUGGCGACUGGCUUCAUUCAGGAAGCGAGCGCUGUGGGAGAAUGCGGGAGGAUCCCGAUCAGGUCAGCGUUCGCCAAGCUGAGUCCAUGCCUGGGGGCAGCUAAAGACCCCCAGGCUAAGGUUCCACCCGCCUGCUGCGCCAGAGUCGGCGAGCUCGUUGGUGCCGGUGAUCGAUGCCUGUGCGCUGUCCUUCUCUCCCCUGCAGCGAAGGAGGUCCGGAUCAUCCCUGCCGCGGCUAUCUCGAUUCCCAAGAGAUGCCACAUGAGGAAAUCUAGAAGCGAAUGCCGUCGUGAGUACAAUCUUUCCACUUCGCCGUCCCCGAGGCCCUAA
Eucalyptus grandis is the source of this 339-nucleotide messenger RNA. RefSeq lists its product as uncharacterized. Bases 1 to 339 code for a protein of 112 amino acids. The record is from RefSeq and is a predicted model, not a curated record. Gene Ontology annotation, biological process: systemic acquired resistance. Gene Ontology annotation, molecular function: fatty acid binding. The transcript has a single exon. NCBI's taxonomy places the organism in Eukaryota, Viridiplantae, Streptophyta, Magnoliopsida, Myrtales, Myrtaceae.